AUGCAUGAUGUACGUGCAGUGAAGAUCGGGCUGUUGUUGCUGUUCCUGGCCCACAUCCGUUUUGACGAAUUGUUUGUGGGGGGCGGACAGUCGCCGAUGGUGCGCCCUUAUCCACAAAUGUUUUUAUUCCUAUCCAGCGCUGUUACUGAAAGAAGAAGACUGCUGGACAACGUUUGCCAGAUAAAGCUGCAGAAGCUGAGAGAAAGCCCGCGUCUCCCCAAGAGUCUCCUUGUUGUGCCCCGAGUCUUCUUCGAGCGUCAACAGUUCAACACUGGCUACAGCCGCCUGGCCUGUGAUCUCCUUGAAGAUGCAAUACAAAUCGCACAACAGAGCUAUGAGCGGGGGUUGUCCUUCUUCAAUGAGAUAAUCAAUCACCGCCCCCCAGAAGAGGGAAAACGCCUGUCUAUUCCCCUGCAGCUAAACGCUUCUCCAGAUGUCAACUUGAGGAGACUAUGCUUUUCUCUCCAGAGGCACCCCUCGGCCUCCGUCCUCGAUGAUGCCAAUCCCUGUUCCCCACAAGAUCUCGUGCUGCCCCACCAGGAGGAGCAGCAACAACAGCAGGAGCAGCAGCAACCGCAGGAGCUGCAGCAGGAGCAGCAGCAAGCAGGCCAAGCAUCAGCCUACACGACUCAGCCACAACAUGCAGAUGGUGAAGAGGUGCAGCAUGAAGUGCCAUCGACAAGCGAAGACACCUCACAAGCCCAACUUAAGAACGGCAAUGAAGUUUUAGAAGAAACAAGCUUUAUAGAGGGGGCACAAGAACCCAUAGCGCGGCCUGGACCUGCAGAAACGAACAGGCUAGUUGUCGACUACGAAAAAUUAGAGUUUUACUUUGGUGUCAUUGCAGUUACAGCGGAAAUCCAGACGGCCCUCCCCCCACUUAUGACCCAACUGUCUGUAGAUUGGUUGGACACUCGUCUUCGAGAGGAUCCUCGGACAUACGAUGCAAUUGUCCAAGCCACUGAAAAGAACCGUGAAUUCUGUGAGCGGCUAAAGACAAACGACUUUCAAAAGGAGCUGAAAAAGCAAAAGGCGAAAUCCGCGAUGGAUUACGCAGUUAAAUGCACAGCGUCAUCGACCGAAAAAGGCUGGAAGAAGAUGAACUGCGCGAAGUACACUAGUCUCUUUCAGUGCAACUUCUUCGAAAACACGGCAAAAAUACUCGACAACAGAAUUGAUAUACCGCACGCGUUGGGAUGGCUGGCCAGGCAAGAACCCUGUGUAGGACAGCACUGCAAGGACUGGCGGAAGCAGCACCCAUUUGCAGUUCUAGCUUCCAAUCAUCAAAUGUAUGAACACUUCGGAUUGUACAGCCCCUGGCUUCGAGCGCUGCUUGUUCUAAACGAAUGGUUUGGCCUCCUCGACAUGCAGACAAAGGGUGGUGCUGUAAAAGAUUCCAUAUUCGGCUUGAAUGGGUUUCGCGCUAACUACCUCCUUCAGGGGCGGCACCAAAAGAAGAGUAUACUGAAAAAAAUACUCAGCGUCUUUAAGAAAAAGGAGCAAUUGACUGCGGCGCACGUGCGCUUCUUGAAGUCGCAGCUCUCUGCAGAUGCCUGGGAGGCACUCCAAUCCAGUUUUAGACCGGUUGUCCACCCCUCAGUAUUCCAUCAUCUUAAUCAAUAUGCCUCAUUCUACAGUGAGGCAUCAGGGGCAGUGAGGGACCCCGGCGGCCUCGCGGGGGAAUUGGACAAGUUAAUUGAGAAGUGGACGUACAACGGAAUGCCGAAGAAGGCCCAGGAUAAGUUGAAGAGAGGGCUGCAGGCGCAGACAAGAGAUAUGUUGGGGUUUGACCUGACAGCCGCCCCGCCCGAGAUGAAUUCCUUAAACUCGUCUCUAAAGGAGACACUGUUUCGCUCCAUGAACAAGUUAUUGGAGCAGCAGGAUAUCCGCGAGCAGCAAUGGCUGGCCUGUCAGAGACCCUCACACACUUGGCCUUUUUUGCAGCUGCUGCAGGACUCUUGGCAUUUGCUGAAGCAGGCAGGAGAUAAUUUGUUGCUGGUUGGGAUCGUUACCACUCCCCAAGAGACCUCCUUAAAGACCAAGAAGUCCUUCCUCAACCGCGUCAAAGACAAAAUAUCCAGGGCAAUCGACAAGCUCUUUCGAAUGUCUCCUUACCAGGCACAACACGCUACAUAUGCAGCUGUUGUGCCUGACUACGCCAAAGUCGCCCUCCUACUCAAAGAACUCUCCAACAUUUAUCACAACAACCCCGCCGUUUUCCCCUCCGCCGACGUCUUUCUAAGGGCUGCUGAGUCCCUCUUCGACACCCUGCAAACACAGUUCUACAGCCCACAAGCCGUGCCUCCAGCUGUUCCCGUGACUGCGUUGGUGAGCCAAGUGGAUCCUCUGUACGCGACGCUGGAGAGCGGAGAGAGGGCACAGGAGUUUCGGCGUUCGACGUUUUCUAUAUUUUUCGCACACCUGUGGCGUCUGGCAUUGAAUGUUGCAGCAGAGGGGUGGGCGAGGCCUGACGCUGCUGCAGCGAAAGAGAAAGAGUACAGCAAAACCUCUUGGCAGCGUUCCCUUUACGACCCUCUGCAAGUUAACUCCUUCCGCAUGGUACUAGCAGGAGGAGACUUGGGCCGAGCGCUACUAGAGAAUCUGCUCCCACCGAAGCAAAAGAAGAUGCUUAAGAGCCUACGCUAUGGCACUGGAGUGAUGUUCACCUACCACAGCCACUAUGCAGGCCAGCUGUACAGAUACCUCGGAUAUCCCGCAUUUGGAAACUUCCUCUCUGCCCAGGCCCCCUUCUUUGGCCAAAUGAUCAACCAAUGGAGACGAAAAAGACAAAGUGACAGAGCUGCAGAAAUCAUGGGCUGGUUGGGGCUUGCUCUGUUUUUCGCGGGCUCGGUUGUUGCAGUUGCCAACCAGCUGAACGCCUUGGCGGAGGUUCGCCUUGACGGCGUGUCCGGUGGGGCAGCAGGAUCUGGAGGCGGUGGGGUUGCGGGAGUAGGAAAUCAAUCGGGACUGGCAGGGUCGACAGGUUGCGGUCCUCUAGGGAUUUGCCUCGAUGCUCCUGUGCAAGAAGGGUCGGGUAUAAGUGCCCAAGACCCUUUAAAUCCGCCCCCAUUCUCCGCUUCACCCGUCCUCACUGCCGUCGCUAUCGUCUCCAAAGCCGUUAUAAUGGCUUCUUUCGCCUCUCUCCUAGGCCCUGCACUGUCUCUCUACGUCAUCGUCCGCUCACACUUUAAGUUCUUAGAAAGGCUUGAAAUGGCUGUCUCCAACUUGUGGAAGUGGAUGAUUUACAAGAUACGACACAGCAGCUUUGGGCGGUGGUAUAAGAAAAUAAAAGAAGGGCGCAAAAACGAACGUGAGGCCAAGAGGUUAGAGAAACUGAUGAAGGGGGAACAGAAAGGCUCCCGCAGAAGCAAGAAGAGAGGGAAAGGAUCAAGCAGACGCAGCAUACGAGACGAUGCAGACCAGUGUGAACUUGAAACAGACAGUGCAUUCGAUCUCCAAUCUCUCAGGAAUAAAAAAAACUCGGAUAUUAGCGCGGCAGCGCUAUCGGCUGCCGUGGCGUCACGGAUGCAUGCAACGCACAAGUUUGGGGCUUUUUCUUCGGGCUGGAAGUACGCCUCUGCAACCUACGCACAGAAUAUGUAA
Messenger RNA from Eimeria maxima, 3603 nucleotides. Its product is annotated as Chromosome III, complete sequence, related. The transcript has 13 exons. The record is from RefSeq and is a predicted model, not a curated record. Bases 1 to 3603 code for a protein of 1200 amino acids. Lineage: Eukaryota; Apicomplexa; Conoidasida; Eucoccidiorida; Eimeriidae.